AUGUUAAGAUCCAUAAGCACUCGUAGAGGCCCUAGGAGGUACGAGAGAUUAGGUAAAGAAUCAGCCACCACUGCACUUUUGAAUGAGGGGUUCAAGAGGAGCACAAGUUUGCCUUCUUGGGGAUCCAAUUCUUCAAGAAAAAUGACUCUAGCUUCCACCUUUGAGGACAUCAAUCUUCAAAGAAACCCCACAAAAAAGGCUAAUAAUAACAGUGACAAGAAGAGUCACCCACUCCUAAGUUUCUUGGCUCUUCAUAGGAAAAAGAAAACAACAGCUAGACCUGAAUUUGCAAGGUAUCUUGAGUAUCUUAAGGAAGGAGGCAUGUGGGAUUUGAAGUCCAAUAAACCUGUCAUGUAUUACAAAUGA
Cajanus cajan (pigeon pea) is the source of this 366-nucleotide messenger RNA. RefSeq lists its product as uncharacterized. NCBI's taxonomy places the organism in Eukaryota, Viridiplantae, Streptophyta, Magnoliopsida, Fabales, Fabaceae. The record is from RefSeq and is a predicted model, not a curated record.